Messenger RNA from Suillus plorans, 1863 nucleotides. RefSeq names its product heat shock protein 70 family. Bases 1 to 1863 code for a protein of 620 amino acids. Gene Ontology annotation, molecular function: heat shock protein binding; ATP hydrolysis activity; ATP-dependent protein folding chaperone. Gene Ontology annotation, cellular component: nucleus; cytosol; plasma membrane. The transcript is spliced from 9 exons. Gene Ontology annotation, biological process: vesicle-mediated transport; protein refolding; cellular response to unfolded protein. NCBI's taxonomy places the organism in Eukaryota, Fungi, Basidiomycota, Agaricomycetes, Boletales, Suillaceae. The record is from RefSeq and is a predicted model, not a curated record.
AUGGAAGACGCAUUUGACGGCGCUGUUGGCAUUGAUCUCGGUACUACCUACUCCUGUGUGGGUGUAUGGCAAAAUGAUCGAGUUGAGAUCAUCGCCAACGAUCAGGGUAACCGGACAACUCCUUCAUAUGUCGCAUUCUCUGCGGAGGAGCGUCUAAUCGGUGAUGCUGCAAAAAAUCAGGCUGCUAUGAACCCCCGCAACACAGUCUUUGAUGCCAAGCGUCUCAUCGGCCGUCGUUAUGACCUUGAUGACAUGCGAAAAAUUAGUGACCCCGACGUCAAGAAGGACAUGACUCACUGGCCUUUCGAGGUAGUAGAGAAGGAGGGUUCACCUUUGAUCAAGGUCAACUACCUUGGCGAGGAGAAGGUUUUCAGCCCUCAGGAGAUCUCGUCAAUGGUUCUCACUAAAAUGAAAGAGAUUUCGGAGGCAAAACUUGGCAAGACUGUCACCAAGGCUGUCGUCACCGUCCCUGCCUACUUUAACGACUCGCAACGUUUGGCAACUAAAGACGCUGGUACCAUCGCUGGCCUUGAUGUCCUCCGUAUCAUUAACGAGCCCACUGCCGCUGCCAUCGCGUACGGUUUGGAUCGUCAAUCAAAAGCGGAGAAAAACGUUUUGAUCUUCGAUCUUGGUGGAGGAACUUUCGAUGUCUCGUUGCUCAACAUCAGCGGUGGUGUCUUCGCAGUUAAGGCCACCGCAGGUGACACUCACUUGGGUGGUGAGGAUUUCGACAACACCCUCUUGGAUCACUUCAAGAAUGAGUUCAAGAGGAAGACGAAGCACGAUAUCUCUGAGGACCCCCGUGCACUCAGACGACUCAGAAGUGCUUGCGAGCGUGCCAAGCGCACCCUUUCGAGUGUCACCCAGACCACCGUUGAGGUUGAUUCAUUGUACCAGGGUGAAGACUUCUCUGCCAACAUUACUCGUGCCCGUUUCGAGGAGAUUAAUGCCGCUAUGUUCAAGUCGACCAUCGAGCCCGUCGAGAAAGUGCUCAAGGAUGCUAAGAUGCCUCGUGAGAAGGUCGAUGAUAUCGUUCUCGUUGGUGGAUCCACUCGUAUUCCCAAGAUUCAAUCUCUCGUAUCGGAGUACUUCGGUGGACGCCAGCUGAACAAGUCGAUCAACCCCGACGAGGCUGUUGCCUACGGUGCCGCUGUGCAGGCUGCUGUUCUCACUGGCCAGACCUCAGAAAAGACUGCGGACCUUCUCCUUCUUGACGUGGCUCCUCUCUCGCUUGGUGUUGCUAUGCAGGGCGAUGUCUUUGGUGUCGUUGUCCCCCGUAACACUCCCAUUCCCACCAACAAGUCGCGGACAUUCACGACUGUUGAGGACAACCAGACGACUGUCACCUUCCCUGUGUAUGAGGGUGAACGCACUCAGUGCCGUGAUAACCGUCUGCUUGGUGAAUUCGAGCUGACUGGUAUUCCUCCUAUGCCCCGUGGACAGGCUGAGCUUGUUACCACCUUCGAGGUUGAUGCCAACGGUCUCCUCAAGGUCUCCGCACAAGACCGAGCUUCUGGCCGCAAGGCAUCUAUCAGCAUCACCAACUCCGUUGGUCGUCUAUCGUCGGCCGAGAUCGACCAGAUGAUCAAGGACGCUGAGCAAUUCAAGCAGGCUGACAAGGAGUUCUCUUCACGCCAUGAGGCGAAGUCCGACCUCGAGGCUUACAUCCACCAGGUGGAAGGCACUAUCACCUCGCCUGAGAUCGGCAUGAAGCUUAAGCGUGGUGCCAAGUCUCAGGUCGAGACUGAGCUUGCCCGUGCACUUGAAAAGCUCGAGAUUGAGGACUCUUCAGCAGAUGAGUUGAGGAAGUCGCAGCUUGCCAUCAAGCGGGCACUUCAAAAGGCAACUGCUGGCAUCCGGUAA